AUGAAUUCUGAUUUCCAACCCUUUCAAGUCUCGCCCGAUGCUCUGGUUGAAGAGUGUCUCACUGAUCCCAGUGAUCAACCAGUGAUACCGCCAAAGUCCGUUAAGAUUGUCGAUGCUGAUGAGUCUUUUUUGUUCAAGAGUCCGGAGGUCCUGGGUCAGGCGUUGGGCUGUCGACCCGAUCAGCGUCUCAAGACCCUCGCCAUCGUGGGCAACACCGGCGACGGCAAGUCGCACACACUGAACUACGCCUUCUGCGGCGGCGCAAGUCGAGGCAAGACCGGGGAGGUCUUCAUCACGUCUGCGUCUCCGUCCACCUGCACUCUGGGCGUCUGGGCUGCCUACGAACCGGAACGCAACUACCUCCUGCUUGACACCGAAGGUUUGCUGGGCGCCUCGUCGAAUCCCAACAAACAGCGACGUCUGUUGCUGAAGGUGUUCGCAGUCGCCGACGUCGUCGUCUACCGUACAAUGUCGGACCGCCUGCACAACGACAUGUUCAUCUUUCUGGCCGACGCCAGCGACGCCUUCGCCAACCACUUUCAGCCCCAACUGGAGUCCCUGGCCCAGCAAAGCGACCUCCCUUGGUCCACACGUCAGCUGGGUCCCGCUGUGGUCAUCUUCCAGGAGACCCGCCACACGGAGCCUCUCGAAGACGACUCGUGCCUCCUCUUGAACAAUGCAGAAAGCAAAUGCACGUGCCAUCGUUCGGCCUUUCUGAAUGAGAGGUUUGCCGCCAUCCACCGCAACGCCGAUGCAUUUUCCACAAUUCGCUAUGUCGGUGUCCGGACCACGAAGAAACCCACGAACUUCACCCCAUUCAUAACCCUGGUUGAUGACUUGAUGCGGGACACGACCGUGCGAGCUCCGCGCCUCCUCUCGCACAUAUUCCGAGCCUUCGUUUCGCUAAACAACCACUUCUUGGAUGACCUUCCCGGCGCGGAGGCUGCAGUGACCUUUGUGCAGGAGUUCUUCACGUGUCCGGCCAAGUGCACCGUGUGCAAUGCCCGCUGCCAACUCGGCGUCAACCACACCGCCGACGGCCUCGCUCACCAGUCGCGAACAGACCUCGGCGAUGGCUGUCAGUACUCGGCGACGCUGCAGAACAAGGUCUACUACUGCAAGAAGUGCUACGCCUCCGGCAAGUCAGUCCUACUGGUGCCCAAGUCAAUGGAGGAAUCCGAGAACGCGGUGACGGGUAUCGUCAAGUACCUGUGGUCCGGCUACCUUCUGAGAUGUCCUCACCACGGGGUCAUCUACCGAAGCCGGGCGUUCUGGUCCGGCAACCCGCCUCCCGAAAAUACGCCCGACAUUCACUGGCAGGUGGUCCACCUCUGGCCAGGAGAAACUUCCCUGUUGCAGGGUGCCCAUCCGUUCGGUCAACUUGUCGUGGACGGUCUAACCACGGUCUCGAACCAGGUGUCUCAGUUGACAGGCCCGUCCACCCGGCUAAUCAGCGAUCUCAUCGCGGACAGCGUGGCCCCCGUGUACUGGCAGCCGAAUUCACAGAUCAAGAAUUGUGCGUGCUGUGGCUUCGUGUUCCCUACCUCCUCUUCGUCCUCGUCCUCAUCCUCCAACUACUCCGGCGUGGAGCAGCCUCCUGCUGCGACGGCGGGGGGUAAGUCUGAAGGCUCGGUGGAGGUGUCGCCAUCUGACGACGCAGCCAAGCACCACUGUCGGGCGUGUGGCCGCGGCGUUUGUGACAGCUGCUCCAAGAAACGAAUUCCUGUCCCUGAUCGGGGAUUCACAGAGGAGCCUGUGCGUGUCUGUGAUCGAUGCUUUAAUCAAAGGAACCAAUCCAAAGGCGGCGUCACUCUUACCCAAUCGCGUCAUUCCGCAAACUCCGAAGUGGUAGUUGGCUCUAACACCCCCAGCCGUCGGGUCUUAGAGAUGCUCUCGGCCACCGCCGGAUACAUCUCCCCCGUUUUCAGCGCGCCAAAGGAACUAGUCAAGUCGGCAGUUCGGCCGGAGUACUGGCAGCCGGACGAGGAGUGCGUCCGCUGUCCCAUCUGUAAUGCCGCCUUCGGCGCCCGCCUCGCCAUCCACCACUGCCGCGCGUGCGGCCUCGGGGUGUGCGGCAACUGCUCCAAGAACCGCCGUCCAGUUCCUCGACGCGGCCUUGACUGGCCCAAUCGCGUCUGUGACGCCUGUUUCCGUGGCAACGAGAGCGCACCCGCCGCCGCCGCAGCAACACCCUCUCGUCACUCAUAA
Mesocestoides corti is the source of this 2208-nucleotide messenger RNA. Lineage: Eukaryota; Metazoa; Platyhelminthes; Cestoda; Cyclophyllidea; Mesocestoididae. The record is from the annotation of a GenBank genome assembly.